Molecule: messenger RNA, 2887 nt
Organism: Haliotis rufescens (red abalone)
Lineage: Eukaryota; Metazoa; Mollusca; Gastropoda; Lepetellida; Haliotidae
Product: cyclin-K-like
Exons: 9
Coding region: 117-1709 (530 amino acids)
Biological process (GO): regulation of transcription by RNA polymerase II; positive regulation of DNA-templated transcription, elongation
Cellular component (GO): nucleus; cyclin/CDK positive transcription elongation factor complex
Molecular function (GO): cyclin-dependent protein serine/threonine kinase activator activity
Source: RefSeq, a predicted model, not a curated record
UAAGCGCACAUUUACGACAUCACAAAACGAUUUUUGGUAGCCAAGGGAACUAACUCGUUUUCUCGUUUUGUGAUCGGUGUGCGUUUUAACAUUGUCAAGAUUGUAUUCUCUUCCAGAUGCCUUGUUGGUAUUUUGAGAAGAAAGAUAUCCGCAACUCAGCAUCCGCGCAACAUGGCAUGGAUGCCAACAUCGAGGCGCGGUACCGGCGGGAGGGAGCUCGUCUUAUACUGGAUGCAGGAACCAAGCUAGGACUACGCUACGACACAUGUUCCACGGGAGUGGUGUACUUCCACCGGUUCUACAUGUUCCACUCCUUCAAGGAGUUCCACAGAUAUGUGACGGCUGCCUGCUGCCUGUUCCUCGCAGGGAAGGUGGAAGAGACGCCCAAGAAGUGUAAAGACAUCAUCCGCACCUGUCAUGGCCUCCUCAGCCCCCAGUCAUUUGCUGCCUUUGGAGACAAUCCUAGAGAGGAGGUGAUGACGCUGGAGAGGAUCCUGCUGCAGACCAUCAAAUUCGACCUGCAAGUGGAGCACCCUCACAGCUCACUCCUCAAGUUUGCCAAGAUACUCAAAGGUGACAAGGAGAAGGUACAGAAGAUUGUUCAGAUGGCCUGGACAUUCAUCAAUGACAGUCUGUGCACCACGCUGUGUCUCCAGUGGGAGCCCGAGAUCAUCGCAACAUCGUUGAUGUACCUCGCAUCCCGCCUCCAGAAGUAUGAGAUCACAGACUGGGAGGGGAAAGUGCAUGGAAGAGAAAUGAAGUGGUGGGAGUUCCUCCUUGAAGAUCUGUCCAUGCCCUUGAUGGAAGAUCUGUGUCAUCAAGUGUUGGACCUGUACUCUCAGCAGAACAAGGACAGCCUCCAGAAGGGGGAGUCCCCUCCCCCAAGUCCCCCCAAGAUGGGAGCUCCCACCCCACCCUCCCCUGCCGUGCCCAGCAGGAAGAGAGUGAGCUCGCCAAAUGAUUCCAAGAAAGCAAGAAAAGAGGUUCCUGAAAAGAAGAGUGUCAAUGGCAGCCAGAAGACAGUCCCACCUCCACCGACAACUGUUGCGACGACAGUGGCGCCCUCUAGCGGCAUCUCCUCCUACAACCCCUACGUCGACCGCAGCAUGUAUUCCUCGUCCUUCAUGUCCCAGGAGGGCAAUCAGGCCAUUCAGCCUCUGAUAUCCGGCACCCCCACCACCACUGCCCAGUACCCCACCUACCCCCCAGGGCAGGCUCAGCCUGCUGCUCCCCCCCCUGCCCACUAUCCUGUCCCCGGCUACCCACCGGCAGGCUACCCACCUGCAGCAACAUACGCUCAGACAGCCAACCCCCAGUACACUGCAACCUCCACCACUACAGCUCCAAGACCCCCCUACAAUGCAGCCUUCCCCCCAAACUACCCACCCCCAGCAGGUUACCCAGCCUCGACCCACCCACCACCCACUCAACCACCCUACCCCGCCCCCGCCUAUCCCUUCCCCCCACAGUAUGGAUCACAGCCACCCCCACACGGAACAGCAGCCCCCCCAGCAGGUUACCCAGCGGGUGCGCCACCCCCCGGGGCUCCUCCAGGUGCCCCACCAGGAUUCCCUCCCGGGGCUAGAUUCCCACCCCCACCCCAGGGAGGACCACACCCAGUGCCACCAGGACCCCCAGGGAGUAAGUCUCAGAAAAGGAACCCUAGCAUGGUGUCAGGUAUUACGACAGUGAGGAUAACAGGGCGAUGAACUGGGCAUGUUUUAACCUGGUUAGUAUGUAUGGAGAGUGAAGGAAAGUGUGGAUUAUUGGGGAAAUGAGCUUGUAAGCCAAGGUCCUUGAGGAAUGACAGGAACUGCUAUGUUUUAAGCUGGAUACUUCUGUACUGUGGCGGGGCACUGGUGGCCCAGUCAUCUAAGGCGCCACGAUUCGCUGUCCAGAGUUGCGCCCCUUGGGCACGCCAGAAACCUAUGAUUUUGGGUUCGAAUCCCGGUUCGCCCCGAUUAUGUUUCUAGGUUGGUCAGCACCAUACCCGUGCUCAUGGGUUUCACCGAAGUGGUAAACGUCUGAGACCUGCAUCCCUUCGGGCUUUCCUCCCACAUUAAGCUGACACGCCGCGAUAUAACUGGAAUACUGUUAAAAGCGGUGUCAAACCCAACUCACUCACUCACUCUGUACUGUGGGCAGAUCAUCUUUAUCAUGAAGUGUUUACAGCAUGAAGUGUUCAGAGAUAAUUUUUUUGUCAGGAGGUGGUAACUGGAAUGCGUUUAUGAAGUACGGCCAAUGUGAUGAUUUCGUUUUAGAUUGAUUUGAACUUGGUCUUCUUUGAAUGUAACUCUGUGAGCACUGAUGAAGAUUCCAGACCUCCCAUAACCCAGAUGUACAAUACACUACAUGCUGCCACUUGUAACAGUAUAGCAUCCGGGUUCUCGCUCCCCUAGCUGCAUUUAGUAGCAUGCUCCUGUGUCUUGGGAACAGUGAUACCGUUAAUUGGCUCCAAGUUGUACUGGGGAACACUUGUUCAGAGUUCGAAUCCCAAAUUCAUCCUGAUUAAGUUUCUAGGUUUGUCAGCACCAUUUCCGUGCUCGUGGGUUUCACCAAAGUGGUAAUCAUCUUAUACCUGCGGGCAGUGGGGUAGCCUAGUGGUUAGAAGUUAAACAACACCCAAUUUUUUCCUAUGUCAGUUAAUCUGUCAAAUGAAAAAUAUCUUUAACUUCUUUUGAUUUGUAUUUUACUACGUUGUGAACUAAAGAACUGUCGGAAAUGCUAGAAAAAUGCUUUUCUGGUUUCAUGUCAUAAAUACGAGUCAUAGGACUAAAAAAAGAGCAUAUAUCAAAAUAACGCGAAUUGACCUAAUCUAGCCUGUCCAAACUGACAUUGUGAUUACCCUUAUAGCUCUGCAAGUGUAAUGUAACAUGCAUCAUGGGAG